UCCAUCUGCCCUGCGCCAUGGAUGGGGAAUGCGUCACCCAUUUCUUUGGGCCACGCAGGUAAGGGCUGCCGGCAGCAGCCAAGUCAGUGAGGAACCCACAGCGAUAGCUCCCAGCAGCCUGCCCGAGCCAGAGCCAGAGCCAGGGCCCGGGGCUGCUUCCUGGUCCUCUGCCCUCCUCGCAGCGCUUCUCACCGUGCCCAUCCCUUCCAUCUUCCCCCAGCUCCUACUGCUGGGAGCACCGCCCUUCACAGGAAAGUCGGGAAGCUCCAGCUGAAGGCACCAACUGCCUCAUCUGCCUUGAGCCCGUGGGGGACAGCUUGUCCUACCACACCAUGGUGUGCCCAGCGUGUGCGCACUGCUGGUUCCACCGGGGCUGCAUCCAGCAACAGGCCUUGAAUGCUGGCGCUUGGUGCUUCCGGUGCCCCAGUUGUCAGGACAUCCUCCUGUUCUUAGCAGAGAUGUUCCUCAUGGGGAUCCAUAUCCCACUCAGAAGACCACUAUGGGAGGAAAGUGAUGCGUAUGAAUCACUUCUAGAGAGGCACAGCCGCUGCAAUGCCUGCGAGUGCCUUUACCGUGGCGGCAGAGAGCAGGCAGAGAGAGAGGGGCCCUGGCAGCUGAUCCUCUGCAGCUCCUGUGCUGCUCAAGGCACUCACCGGCGCUGCUCCACCUUUGGCAGACACCGCAGACAGCUGGGGAGUGUGACAGCUGUGCUGGCCUGGGCACCGUGGGUCGUUAGGCUGCAAAUUCCCACAGCCGGCCCUGAGGAGACCAUGAGAGCGGGAGCCGUUGCGAACACCGACGACACUCCCAAGUCCACCUUCAAAAUGAACAUCACCACAGCCAGCAUCAAAGAUCUAUUUCAGGCUGGCAGUGAUGAAGUUGCUGAGGGAAGCCUAAGUGCCAUCAACAGCAUGCCAGGGGACUGGGGCACUUAG
This is a messenger RNA of Gallus gallus (chicken), 935 nucleotides long. RefSeq names its product PHD finger protein 7-like. Gene Ontology annotation, cellular component: nucleus. The record is from RefSeq and is a predicted model, not a curated record. Lineage: Eukaryota; Metazoa; Chordata; Aves; Galliformes; Phasianidae. Bases 333 to 935 code for a protein of 200 amino acids. The transcript has 6 exons.